This is a messenger RNA of Staurois parvus, 1626 nucleotides long. The record is from the annotation of a GenBank genome assembly. NCBI's taxonomy places the organism in Eukaryota, Metazoa, Chordata, Amphibia, Anura, Ranidae.
CUCCUAGUCACAGCCAUCCCCGGCCAGGCCCAGCUCAGUCCUCAUCCCAGCCUGACAGUCAUGAGUGGGGAGCAUGAAGCCGAGCACGGGGACCCCAGCGAGGACGGAGAUGGCGGGGUCACCCCAUUUAACCCCUUCCUGCACGAGUUCCACCCAGAGGGCUUCUGGCAGAAAUUCAGGUUCUAUGUUCUGGGUCCAGUUCUAUUCCCCUUGCGUUUCCUACUGGCUGCGAUCUUUCUGUUUCUGAUGUGGCCAAUAGCUGCACUUCGAGUCACUGGUAUGACAGAAGAAGAGCUGAGCCGGUCAAUACGACAUAGGCGCACCAUUCUACAUCACUUGAUUUACGUACUAAGCCGCACUAUGUUCUUCAUGUGUGGCUUCCACUGGAUCACCAUCCGUGGCCGCCGCGCCUCCAGCUCUGAGGCCCCACUGCUGGUUGUGGCUCCUCACUCCACCUUCUUUGACCCCAUUGUUACUGUGGUGUGUGACCUCCCAUCAGUUGUGUCCCGAGUGGAGAACCUCAACAUCCCUGUGAUUGGAGCUCUGCUUCGAUUCAAUCAGUCUAUUAUGGUGUCCCGACAUGACCCAGCAUCACGGAAAAAAGUGGUUGAGGAGGUGAAGAGACGAGCAACCUCCCGUGGGGAGUGGCCGCAGCUUUUGUUUUUCCCAGAGGGAACAAAUGGUAAUGGACAAGUGUUACUGAAAUUUAAGCCAGGUGCCUUUGUGGCAGGCGUGCCUGUUCAACCAGUGCUAAUGCGAUAUCCUAACAAACUGCCUGCAACAAUUUGGACAUGGAAAGGAAAUGGCGUGUUGAAGGUCCUUUGGCUUACAAUGUCCCAGUUUUACAUUAACCUGGAGAUAGAGUUCUUGCCAGUUUACAAUCCAAGCCCUGAAGAGAAAUCAAAUCCUGCAUUAUAUGCCAGCAAUGUACAGAAGAUAAUGUCAAAAGCUCUUGGCAAACCAGCAACCGAGUAUGAGUUGAUGGGAGAUACACCAGUAACACCUUUAGGACACCUAAAAGUGCCAUUGGACCCUAAAUUUUGGGAACUGGGAAAAAUCCUACGGAAGGCUGGGUUCUCAUUUGACAGUGUCCAGGGGUUGAUUGACCUCUGUCUGGAGGGGGUAUGCUCUCGUGUGGGACUCGAAGAACUGGCGGAGAAACUGGGUCUCACCCAGACUGAUGUAAUUUCUAGAGUUUUCAGUUACUUUCCAAAGGAUGCCAGUGGAAUGAUUGAUUUUCGGGAAGUUUCACUGGUUCUAGCAGCUCAGGAUGCUACUCGUUCUGCAGAGGAGUUGGCAAAGUUGGCAUUUGAUCUGUUUUCUACCUGUGAUGCUGAUGGCUGCUUUCUGCUGUCUGCUGAAGGCUUUUCAUCCAUUCUGCGUUCGCUUGUGGGUUCACCUCCUGUAGAAAGUGGCAAAGUAUAUGCUGAACUAUGUCCUCGUGAAUCUCCAGGACUUGACCGAGAUGGAUUUCUUCGAUUUGCUGUUCGCCAUCCAUGCUAUCGCCAUCUUUUCCUGUUCUAUCUGCGCCCCCCAGCUUCUGGACGCAAGAAGCCAUCACGUGUACAGCAGAAUGGGAGCUGUUCCGGGAAACACACUCCUGGGAACCAGCUCAAGUCUGAUUGA